AGGUAACGUAACCAAAGGUAACUUUAAUGUCAAUUGGCACUGAUAGCAGAAUAGAAUCUUCCUCAAACCGCAAUCUUCCUCCCGUCAGUUCGUCUUCAGCUCCUGGUGGGGUGCACAUCAUAUUUCGUUAAUUGCAGGCGCCAAGCAGCAGGCUUAUUUGUGCGAAAAUGAAUUUUCUGUUGAUGCGGUCAAAUCAGGCUGUAUCUCCAGAACCAUCUCCCCCUCAGGAAGUUCAGGCAGAGAUCAGUUCUGUAUCAAAAUUGAGUACUGGCUUGGAGGGUCCAAUUGCAGAAGAUUCAUUUCAGCAGGCCACUUAUUCUGAAGACUGCGAUGUAGAUGAUUGUGAACAUGCUAGUGCAAUUGAAGAUGCUGGCUUAAGUGGAAAGGGAAACCACAUUGAGGUUUCUGAAGAUGAAGGAUGGAUAGCUAUUCCAAAGCAAGAGAUUCCUGAUAAUUGGAGUGAGGCACCUGAUAUAUCUUCUUUACGCUCACUGGACCGCUCAUUCGUUUUUCCUGGUGAACAGGUCAAUAUACUUGCAUGCUUGUCAGCGUGUAAGAAGGAUACAGAAAUCAUCACACCAUUCAAACUUGCUGCCCUUAUGAAUAAAAAUGGGGUUGGUCAAAACAUCAAGGAAGGAAAUGGACACACAGCUACAGUGAUUAAUAGUCCUGUCUCUAAUGGAAGAGAACUAAAUGAUGGUGAAUAUAUGAAUCAAAAUGGCAUCUCAGAGCAGGGAAAACAUGAUCCUAAAAGUGAAGUGUCUUCUGGUGAAUCUCUUUUGAGACUAGAGGAGCAUAAAAGACAGACAGAAUCCUUGCUACUAACAAUGAAAAAUUCUCACUUCUUUGCUCGAAUCGCUGAAUCAGAUGAAAAAUUAUGGACAAAAAGGAAAAACAAGGAAGACACAUCUGAGAUGGUUGGAGAAAAGUUGAAAAAAUUCUCUCCUAGCACCGCAAUUGAGAGGGGGGAUUUUGAUGCCAUCACGUCAGGGGGGGUGGCAAGAAAAGCUGCCAAGUGCUGUGCCCUUCCAAAUGGCGAUAUAGUGGAUGCAGGUAUGUUUACAGGUAAAUAUUGGUGUUGAUUUUUUCAGAGAUCCAAUACUGGAAAUUCUUCAGUUUGAGAAAACAAAGGAGAGACAUUUACCAUCUGCGAGUUGGGAAAAUCCAACAUACACAGGCCAAGAUCCUUGCCAUGAGCUUUUGAAGUGGGUGCUUCCUUUGGAUAAUAACAUUCUUCCUCCAGCCCAUCCUCCUUCCCCUCCUCAAUUAAGUUCUACCACUUCUAUUCGCACGUCAUCCUCAAGACUCACUUCAUCACCAGCAUCUGGUUCACAGCUUUUCUCUUUUGGGAACUUUAGAAGUUAUUCCAUGUCCUCGCUUCCACCAAAUAGUGUGCAGCCAUUAUCUGCCUCAAACCCCAAUUCCAUACCCAAUUUUGAUCCAGAAGAUUGGGGACAGUUUUCAUUUCAAAAGGCAAUGAAGAGCGAAAAUAGCGGAAAUGAAGGGCUUUUAUCUUUUCGAGGUGUAUCAUUGGAGCCGGAAAGAUUUUCGGCUCAUUGUGGUCUGGAAGGUAUUUUUAUGCCAGGAAGGAAAUGGAGUAGGAAAGUGGAAAUCAUUCAACCACUAGAAGUCAAGACUUAUUCUGCUAAUUGCAAUACAGACGAUCUGAUUUGUGUUCAAAUAAAGAAUAUUGUUCCAGAGCAUACACCAGAUGUUGUUUUAUACUUAGAUGCCAUAGCAAUUGUUUUUGAAGAAGCAUCACAAAGUGGGCCUCCUUUAUCAUUACCCAUUGCAUGCAUUGAGGCUGGGAAUGAUCAUUGUUUACCAAAUUUGACCCUCAGGCGGGGUGAGGAACACUCUUUUAUUCUCAAACCAGCAUCUAGCUAUUGGAAAAACUCCGAGGGACACAGUGAGAAAAGUUCAUGCUUAUCACAUAUGAAAACCAAAAAAAUAACAUCAUCACAUAACUCCUCAAAUAUAAUAGGAAAAAGUACUGCUUCAACAACUGAUAAGUAUGCUAUCCUCGUAUCAUGUGGAUGCAAUUAUACAGAGUCGAAGUUGUUCUUCAAACAGCCCACAAGCUGGCGACCACGCAUCUCCAGGGAUUUGAUGAUAUCUGUUGCAUCAGAAAUGUCAAAACAAACUCUUGUUUCUGAUGAAUGUGGGGCUCAGCUUCCAGUACAGGUCCUAACUCUCCAAGCCUCAAAUUUGACUUCUGAGGAUUUGACUAUGACAGUGAUGGCCCCAGCCUCGUUUACUUCACCACCUUCUGUGUUGUCAUUGAGUUCUUCACCAACAUCACCACUGAGCUCCUUUCUUGGCUCUUCUGACUUCACAGAAAGACUGAACAAUGAGAAGGCAGCUUCCCUACCUGAUGUCCUUCCAAGUAAUGAUCUGGGCUGCACACAUCUAUGGUUGCAGAGUAAGGUUCCCUUAGGAUGUGUGCCUUCUCAAUCCACCGCCACAGUCAAACUUGAAGUGCUUCCCUUGACAGAUGGCAUCAUCACACUUGAUUCCUUCCAGAUUGGUGUAAAGGAGAAAGGUCUCACCUAUAUACCUGAGCAGUCUUUGAAGAUAUAUGCAACUUCAAGCAUUUCCACUGCUAUGAGGUGAUUUUUCCACGUUGACUACUAGUUAUUUGAUCAAUAGAUAGAAGUUUAUAUGUUAUUAUAGACCACCCCAUGACAUUGGUGUAAUGUAAUAUUUAGUUGUAUUUUUAUUUGAUGAUUUAAAUUCCAACUGAUAUUAGGCUACGGCUUUGUGGUCUUCAGAAUAUAAUUAGUACCUUUGAUAACUCAAUGCUCCCCUUGCAUUGAUACAAAUAGUCAUUCAAGACUAUCCCUUAUUGAAGCUUGGAUAUAUUCAAAUUAUGGAUUUUGUUGGGUUACUCAACUCGGUGACCCUAGAGCCCA
This is a messenger RNA of Cuscuta europaea, 2912 nucleotides long. NCBI's taxonomy places the organism in Eukaryota, Viridiplantae, Streptophyta, Magnoliopsida, Solanales, Convolvulaceae. The record is from the annotation of a GenBank genome assembly.